This is a messenger RNA of Dalotia coriaria, 9612 nucleotides long. RefSeq names its product E3 ubiquitin-protein ligase hyd (gene hyd). Gene Ontology annotation, biological process: positive regulation of canonical Wnt signaling pathway; protein polyubiquitination. The record is from RefSeq and is a predicted model, not a curated record. NCBI's taxonomy places the organism in Eukaryota, Metazoa, Arthropoda, Insecta, Coleoptera, Staphylinidae. Gene Ontology annotation, cellular component: cytoplasm; nucleus. Gene Ontology annotation, molecular function: zinc ion binding; ubiquitin-ubiquitin ligase activity; ubiquitin binding.
CCUUGCCCGAGGGCAGUCGCCGUUGUCGUCCGUUCCACACUCGUUUCUCGCUUGGCACGGUUCCGUGGAAAACAUGGUGAAGUGGAAGUGCUGCUAAGCAAACGAGUGCUUACGCCCGACGGACGCAUCGCCAUCGCCUACGUCUUCCGAUCAUGUUCUAGAACACGAUCGGUCUUAGUGUGCGGUGGUUUGCGCAAACGUGAAUAAAAACGGCAGUGCAGUGCGACGAUGUCGUCGAUACAGUUCGUGGUGCAUCCUCUGCCGGGCACCGAGGAGCAGUUUAACGAUAGGCUGAAGGAGGUUGCCGAUAGAAUAAAUCGUCUAGGACAAACUUCACAUCCAGUCUGGUCCAAUCUCAGAGUUGGCGUUAAGCGCAUUGUUUUAGGACCGGCACAUAUUGCCCUGUUGCUGGAGGAUGGUCGCGUGUGCAGGGUUUCAUUCAGUGUCAUUUCAGAUAGAUUGGAUCUUACAAAAACUGAUCCAAAUAAAGUAAACAAUGGAAGUAGUGCAGCCGGAGGCGGUUCCGGCGGUGGAGGAGGUGGCGGCGGAGGAGGCGGUGGUGGCACUGCUUCAAGCAGCAAGCCUACCGGUAGCAGCCGACAAAUCCGCACGCGUGCACGCAUCAUGCGCUCAAAUUCGGCUAUUAGAGGUGGAAAUAACAGCGGAAGCCGGGGUGCCCCGGUGAUUAUUGGAACCAGUGGUUCCGGAAGCGGACGACCUUUGGUGCCAAUUCCUGCCAGUUUCGUGCCAGAGGAGUUGGUCACACAAGCUCAGGUAGUCCUGCAAGGCAAAAGUCGCAAUCUCAUUAUUCGAGAAUUACAGAGAACAAAUUUGGACGUUAAUCUAGCGGUUAAUAAUUUAUUGUCGCGCGACGAUGAAGAAGGCGAGGAUGGGGACGAUCCAGCCGACUCAUACGUUCCGGAGGAUUUGAUUUCCCUUCUGGACGGCGGUUUCCAUCCGGAUCAUUCUGUGAUCAUCGAUGCUGAUGCCAUGUUCUCCGAGGACAUGUUCGGCUACACGUCGGGAAUUCGCAACUUCCUCCACAGCCGCAACAGCUCGAGUCGUAACCGCCUUGCUGAUCGGGAUGCUCCACCAACGAACAACUCUGGCUCAGGCCUGGAUCGGGACACCAUCACGCGUGAUAGCUUCUCGCGAUGGAGGGAACGUCAGUAUUUGGGGCCACGCAGAUGGUUGGAGACUGCUCUCAGAGAUAGCGCAUUUGAGAAAGAAACUGACAACAAAAAGAAAGAUGGGGCAAGUCCACUGUGGAUCUCAGACGAAAUUGAAUUCUGGCCCGAAUCUGCAGGAAGAUUCACACAGAUUGCAACAUUGUACAGUGAGUUGAUCGCUUUGUCGACCAAUGGACAACUCUAUCAAUGGAAAUGGAACGAUGCCGAACCUUACAAACACCCUGAUAAUCCCAAUGUUUACCACCCCAAAGCAAUACAAUUAGGGCUGGUGGGUGAGAAAAUCAGUCAGUUGUCCGCGUGUUCCACGCGAUGUUCUGUGGCAACAGAUAGUGGUAAAGUCGCCACAUGGGUAGAUGAACAACUCAGCGCGGCGUCGAGUAAGUUGGACAACGUUGCCCAGGCCUACAUCGAAUUUCAGUCGGAUAGGAUUACAGGGUUGUACACUUGUCCGUUGUACACUGUGGCCAAGCUAGAAAGUGGCGCUUUAUAUUGGUGGGGUGUGCUACCUUAUCCUCAACGCAAACGUCUUUGGGAGAAAUAUCGCGGUAAGUUCCGCCGCCAACGGGCUAGCCAAGCAGAUCUUACUACCGGAGCUCAGGUAUACAUGAAGAACAGUCCUAUGUACCAGAGUGGUGCUCUCGGUGUGACAGUCACGGGCGGAAUCCCCAAAGUGGGCCAGCUGCAGAACGCAGCGUGGACCCUAAAUGACACAUGCACGUUUAAGAUUAUCACAAAUGCAACGGAGAAGAGCAAAGAUGGUGGACCUAUGCCAGGAACCAGUGGUUUGAGUAACCUAUCAUCGAAGAAUAAGGAGAACACUGAUCGAUUAGAUAUGCCACCGCCUCCUUCUCCAGCAUCGAGUACUUGUAGUGACACAGGGAGCAUUACAAAUAGCCACAAACGGCAACGACGUAUGGCGCCUUCUGGACAAGAACAGGGCACUGAACAGCGUAAGGACGAAGAAGAAUGGUUCCUUCGAGAUGUUAUAUUUCUUGAAGAUACACGCACUGUUCCAGUUGGCAAAGUACUCAAAGUGGACGGAGCGUACGCUGCCGUCAAAUUUCCGACAUCACAUUCUCGCGAUCGUGAUGGUAACAAGGAAGCUGAUGAUAUAUUGCAGGAUUGUCGUCUAAUGCGCAAAGAUGAUUUACUUGUUUUGAAGUCAAAUGCGACUUUCCGGGCACCCGAUUGCUUCCAAAAAACACCACGACGUAUCCAGCUACCUGAACAUGGCGGUCACAUUUUAACAAUCGCCGUGGAUGUUCACGGUGUGCAUGCUGUCGUUCGCAACGGCAAUAAACUGAGCUAUGUGAUCUACAACAUUUGUUCUGGACGUGUCGAACAGGAUAAUCCAUUUCCUAGUGAUACUGCUUCAUUUAUGGGGUUGUAUCCUCAAAAUAUUACACUUACGUCUGCAGCUGAGAGUAUGGAAACGAUUUUGAUUCUUCGCGAUGGCAAUAGUACAAUUUAUCCUUUGGCGAAGGACUGUGCCGAUGCAAUCAAAGAUCCGCAAGCGAUAGAUCUACCACCGAUCAAGAGCGUUGGUGCUGGAUCGGUUGUCUUAGCCGGUACGGCCCCCAACUUGAAGAACCAAGUCGCCAUUAUUAUCUUUGCGCUGGAUCAUCAGCUGCUUAUGCCGAAAAUACUGCGUUGUGAUGUUGACGGCGCGCGACAAAUAUUAAUUCAGUUGGAAUUGGAAUGCAAAACAAAUUCAAACGCUGUUCAAGCAAUUCUCAAUGAACGAUGUGAUGGCAAUCGCAAUAUCUUCCACGCUGUGGUGAACAUGUGUACACCAACGUCGAACAAAGAACCGGAUGCUGAGGCGCCCGCUGCUGCUGCGCCAACCGCCAACGCUGGAUUGGAAUGCAUCAACGUUAUCACUAAUGCAGUGGGUUCGCGUUCUGUCUCCAUCCGCGAAAUGAUGCGCCGCGUAGUGCGCAAUGAUGUUAACAAUUCUAACUCUGGCGAGCAGCUAUUCCUCCAAGAGGAAUCGAUUCCAACACACUCUUGGCCACCAGAGAACUUUGAAGUUACUUCUGGCGAUGAAGACAGUUUGAUGGGUCUGGGAAAUGCGAACAAGAGCGGCAGCAACAGUGCGACUAAUCUUAUUGUAGAUCCUGUUGAGCGCAGAGCUAACGCGAUGGCUAUCUUGCGCGCAUUGCUGUUUGAAUCCAGUGCACUUACGCCGCAUCUGAUUGAAUUGUUGUGUGCAAAGGAUUCGCAAGGUCAAACUCCAUUCAUGUCUGCGGUAUCGUCACGCUGUUAUCAAGCUGCGUUAGAGUUGUUUGAGCGGAUUAUUCAGCUAGGUACAGCUCACGAACAGGAAGAGAUGAUAUUCCCUAAGGGGUCCAAUCCAGAUCACUCGCCGCUGCAUGUGAUCUGCUGUAAUGACACUUGCAGUUUCACAUGGACCGGGGCGAAGCACAUAAAUCAGGAUAUUUUUGAGUGCAGGACGUGCGGCCUGACAGGAUCGUUAUGUUGUUGCACGGAAUGCGCGAGGGUGUGCCAUAAAGGGCAUGACUGUAAACUGAAGAGAAUAGCGCCUACAGCUUACUGCGAUUGCUGGGAGAAGUGCAAGUGCAAGGCCCUUGUAAUGGGGAACCAAACUGUGCGGUAUGAGCUUUUGAUUCGGUUGGUUAGGGAUACCAACCUAGUUAUGCAACCUAAUGCCCGUGGCGAAAACAUUCUACUUUUCCUGGCUCAGACUGUGGGUCGUCAGAACCACGAACAAAAUCAGUAUCGCGGGUUGCGGCCGCGCACAGCAUCAGCUAACUCACGAAACAAAACCCCUUCAAGCGACAUUGAAGUUGACAUGCCUGAACACGACUUGGAGCCUCCUAAGUUCAGUCGACGCGCGCUUGAACAUCUACUUCGUGAUUGGCGUGCUGUUCACAGCAUGAUCAUGACUGGCAUGAAGGAAAAGGAUCAAGACACGUCGAAUUACAUCGGCGCUCAGAGUGGAACUACUCUUCUUGAUAAGUUUACGCACUCGCUGCUUGUGAAGUGUUAUCCCGAAGCGUUAGACAAGUUGAUCGAAACCCUUGUCAGGGAGAUGAAGUCUCAAGACACCGAACACGCCACGUUUGCUACAGAAGUAGCUAGACGAUUUAUGCGUUCUGUUGUGCGUAUCUAUGUUAUCUUUAACAUUGAACUUGCUCCGGUGUGUAAGAAGCGUACAACUAUAAAUCUUCGCAAUCAACCGAUCACCAUUUGUAAACAAGUAUUCCGUUCAAUGGUGAAACUUGCCAUCCAAGAACUCUGUGAAAUUGCCGAUUCUUUGAUUGCCCCGGUGAGAUUAGGUGUUGCUAGACCUACAGCGCCUUUCUCGCUCGCAACCACUAUAAAUGAAAUAAUCAGUGGAUCUGAGGAGUUAUUCCUAGUAGAUCCACUUGCUGCACCAGCGGCGAAUAUUGCUCCAAAUGGUGCAUCGCAAUUACCGCUGUCUACUCCAUAUCCAUUAUUAUCAGAAGCGGUAAGAAAUCACGGCCGCACUUUGGUGGUAAACCGCGCGAUUCCCGAUGCGAUCGAUGCCGAGAAUAUGGCUAUUGAUAAUGAUGACGACAAUGCUUCGGAGCUUGCAGAUACAUCGGACUAUCGAGCGCAUUCGCUUAGCGUUGGAAUGAACGAAGGGGAAUCGCAAGAGGCGCCCGCUGAACAACAGGAAGCCGGCGGCGGCCAAGGUGAUGACAGCGAUACAGAAUUGGAUCUGUUGGUGGAGACUGAGUCCGAUAGCGAUGACAAUCACAGUAAUCAAGAUGCAGCUUCUGCGCAAAGAUCUGUGCAAACUGGAGCUACGGUUGGGUCAGAUACAGGUAUGUUACUUUUCCCUGAAGAUGAGAGCGGCGAAUCUAGCCAGCAGGAGGAGGAGGAAAGUGAAGCAGGCGAGACGGACGAGCAGGACACGGAGGAUUACUCUUUAAACGAGGACCAACUUGAACGGCGGAGAAGCCGUUACAGCAGUGCCGGGCACGGGCCGCGUACCAACCUCGCGCCACAGAAUAUGCAGUGGGCGAUUCGAUCGCGAGAGGUGUCGCGAUCGCAUCUCCGUCAACUCUCUGGCAACUCCAAUUUGGUCUUCGUUGAUAGCAACUCGUUGCGUCGCUCGGCAUCUACGAGCACUCCAGUAACAGCCACCACAGAACCUGUGACUAUGGCUACGACUGCCAGUUGUCUUGCCAGGGCGUUCGGACUAGUUAUUCGACAGAUUUCUGAUUUGUUGCCUUUGAUGCUAUCUGGGAAUCAGACUAAUCAAGAUGAUAUCAGUAAUAUUCAAAUUUAUCUAGAAUUCCGGUUGAAAGCAACUUGGGAUUGGUUGUUGACUGUUAUGGAUGCGACCGAAGCUCAGUUAAGAUUCGGUGCUUCUUUAACGCAUUCUACUGAUACGACAUACCCUGGUCAAGCGGCAUCGACUUCUGCUGCUGCCGCUUCGGCUCCCCCCGCGGCCAACCCUGUGCGGACAGUACAUAGAACUCAACAGGUUCAACAAAUUCCAACGGCUACAACAAACUCCGGUACGCGUGUGAUUGGAUUCACUAAUGUGGACACCACGAGAUCUCGCCCCGAACGCGAAGGUGUUGAUGGUACAGCCGCUCGUCGAGAGUUCCUAUCCUACUGCCUAUCGCUCAUGAGAGCGCACAACAGCGAACAUCUAGAUUCUUUGCCGGUUUUGGACGUCUCCGCACUUAAGCAUGUUGCUUACGUUUUCGACGCGCUGAUUUAUUUUAUGCGCAGCGGCUCACACGAUGUGCAAGAGGAGGUACGUGAAGUUGCCAACUGGAAUGAAGCUGACGAAAACGAGAAUGAGGAAGGUGAAGAGGAAAUUCCGGUUGGUGUAGCGAUGGAAACUGAAUCGCUAGAUGUUCAGGAGGUGGCAAACCUUGCUGCAUUUGACUCCACCAUUAAUAGUAGCACUAAUCUCUUGGGCAAUAGCAGUGGCAAGGGUCGCAAACAUUCGUUCUUCCAGCGAUCAGAGAGCACUCUGUGUUUGGGGUGUCCGCCACCGGACCCAUUCGAAAGUCCCAUGUCGGAAGCUCUUCCGUUGGCUGACCAACCGCAUUUGUUACAACCAAACGCUAGGCGUGAAGAUUUAUUUGGUAUUCCCAAGCAACCCAUUUGCUUGUCUUCUAAGUCAUUAAAUUCGACAAAUCCAGCAAAUCCUUUGGAAACUCUGCCGGAGAGAUUAAGUUUAUCCUCAAGAACGAGUAAUUUUGCAAUGAGGGAACCUGCAAAGGCACAUCAUCCUAUUUCAGAAAGUUUUAAUGUGAUGGGGCCUCAUCCAAUCACGUAUCCGAAUAGUAAUCAAGAUGGAGCAACCGCUGCGUCGACAAGUGGUAGUUCAACUAAUCUUAGCACUUCGCCCAAUGAACACGACAGCAAGAAAAAGGACGAAGCAAGUGGGCAGGAUCGCCCACAGGAUUUAUCUUGCAAUAAGGAGCAAGCUACGGCGCCUACAAUGCCAAUGGAGACAGACAGUGAUAGCGAAGAAGACAAAGAGGAGAAAAAGGCGAAGUUGAAUAAAGAGCAAACUUCUACUUCUUCGAGGCCUCAAAUUAUCGUAUCGCCAAGAAAGACCUCAUCUGGUGACGAUACUAAGGAUAAGGAAGAAAGUGCUUCAACAUCUAGAAGUCCUGGAAAGAGUGUAAUCGUUCGAGCUGGAGCUGGGCCAACGCCUUCUAAAUCUGAACAAGUAUCACCCUCUCAGGAAACGGAAGAAUCCCAGAACAAAUUGGAUAUGACUGCAGCCGAUUUGGUUCGCCCGACAAUCGGUCAAUCCGUAUCUCAAGACUUGCUGCUUGGUAGAUGGCGUCUCUCACUUGAUUUAUUCGGCCGAGUGUUUAUGGAAGACGUUGCGCUUGAACAGGGCUCGAUCGUUUCCGAACUCGGCGGAUUUCCAGUGAAAGAAGCCAAGUUCCGACGCGACAUGGAAAAGUUGCGUAAUAACCACCAACGUGACCUGACUUUAUUGAAGAUGGAGAGAGAUAGGACUCAACUGAUUUUGCAAACUAUAAAGGAGCUCAACACGCAGUUCAACAACUACAAUCGUCGUACACAUACUUCUUCUCAGCCACCUCUAGCGGUAAACCGCGUGAAGGUUACAUUUAAGGAAGAGCCUGGUGAAGGUUCUGGUGUUGCUAGAAGUUUCUACACUGCAAUUGCCGAGGCUCUCCUUUCCAAUGAGAAACUACCCAAUUUGGAAAGCGCUCAAGUUGGCAAGUUUUCUCACUAUAAUGUGUUGCAACGUUUGCGGAGAGAUCGGGAGUUCCUUCGUCGAACAGGCCCUCCCGGAAGGGGCUCAUCCCGUUCUCGUGAUCACAGUAGGCGGGUGAUGAAUGCCGACGUGCGGCCAUUCAUUCCGUCGGAAGCAACACUCGCCGAAAAUUCUAGCUCUAUGCCUGACAUUAGCGGACCGGUGCCGUCCCAAUCUGGUAGCACGACCAAUCCGUCUAGCUCGAAUGCAAACCGCAACGAGCAUCUUACCUCACACCAACAACAACUCGGCGAACGACUGUAUCCACGCGUGUACAGCCUGCACCCGUCGAUCGCGGGUAAGAUUACGGGAAUGCUGUUGGAGCUAACUCCCGCACAAUUAUUGCUCUUGAUGUCAUCGGAGGAUUCAUUGCGCACAAAAGUACAGGAGGCAGUAGAGAUGAUAUUAGCGCACUCUCAUUCUCAACAAGACAUAACUUCUGAGGCACUGCUAGAGUUAGAUGUGUUUUCGUUGAACGAUCGCAGUGGAUGUCGUAAAAGCGCUGGCAGGACCGGCGAUGGACAGAGCACGGAGGAAGCGCCGCCAGCCGACGAAGAAGACAAUGCGCCUCUGUUUUAUUGUCCUGGCAAGCGAGGAUUCUAUGCACCCAGGCAGGGCAAAGGAUCAUUUGAACGUUUGAAUGCUUUUAGGAACGUUGGAAGGUUGUUUGGUUUGUGCUUAUUACAAAACGAAUUGUGCCCGAUUUUCCUUACGCGACACGUUCUCAAGUCUAUUCUUGGGCGACCCAUAAAGUUCCACGAUCUUGCCUUUUUCGACCCGGUCGUUUACGAGUCACUUAGACAGCUUGUAGUGGACGCCGAAACGAAGGAUAGUAACAGUCUAUUUGCUGCUUUGGAUUUGAACUUUAGCAUAGAUUUGUGCGCUGAAGAGGGAUGUGGUACCUUGGAGUUGGUUCCAGGGGGGAAGGACGUCGAGGUAACAGCGUCAAAUGUGUACGACUAUGUGAGAAAAUAUGCAGAAUAUCGAAUGGUAAAAGCUCAAGAAAAAGCGAUCGAACAUAUUCGAACAGGAGUAUUUGAUGUUCUGCCAGAAGGUGCCCUUGAUGGCUUAACCGCCGAAGAUUUGCGAUUGUUGCUCAACGGCGUUGGCGAUAUCAACGUAUCGGUGCUCAUUUCGUACACGUCGUUCAACGAUGAAUCUGGUGAGAGCGCCGAACGACUUGUCAAGUUCAAGCGAUGGGUAUGGUCUAUAGUUGAGAAGAUGACACAUAUGGAACGGCAAGACUUGUUAUAUUUCUGGACGGGAUCACCAGCGUUGCCCGCAAGUGAAGAUGGUUUCCAGCCAAUGCCGACAGUGACGAUACGACCUGCGGACGACGGACACCUUCCGACAGCAAACACAUGCAUAUCGCGUCUCUACAUCCCGCUCUACAGCAGCCGCAGUGUACUACGACAGAAGCUGCUGCUUGCCAUCAAGACCAAAAAUUUCGGCUUUGUGUGAUGACCAUGUCCCGCGAUUUUACAACGCCUUAUCAUAAAAUAUGUCAUUGCAAAUUUGUAAACCAGUUUUACGCGUUUUACUUCGCAUAAAUGAAAUAUGUCGAAGGCAAAUUUAUGAACUCUUCAAGUGCGUGUCGCAUCGUAUUGUGAAUUACAAGUGAUAACGAAUGGACGGAUUGCAAACGACAGCCGUCUCGAAAUAUUUUUUAACUGCAACGUACUAUUUAAGUAAACUUCAAGAUGACGCGCUCAAACAUACAACAGACAGACAUCCAGCUUUAGAUUAAUUUUUAGUUCUCACGGUAGCACGAAUCAUUGUUUACGUUCAUGAUUCUCUAUUUCCGGCUAAUUGUUGGUUCUAUCCUAAUGCUAAGAACUGUUUGUUUCAACGAGACUUUUAAAUGCCUCAGUUGCUUGUGUUUAUACUGAUUAUAUAAUUUCAAAUUUGAUUUCCAUUACGUUUCGACGUUAGUGUAAUAUUGUAUGCAUAUAUUUUUGGUUAUUGCUAAUGAGAACGAUUUAGGCAUAAUCAAGAUUUGGCAUUUAGGUUGCAUAUUUAAUUUAAAAUUUAAUAUUAAUAACACUGUUUAAAGGCACUUCUCGUGGUUUGACCUAACGGCGACUGGAGAAAACGCAACUAUUAUUCUCUCGAAAUUAGGAUAAACGUAAUAGCUUUGUGCUGUUAAAUUUGUCAAAUAAACCAAAUACAAAUUCA